AAUUUAAGAAUCAUUGGAAAGACUUUCUCCGGUUUUGCAAGGACAUGGGAAAUACUGUCAUAGGUUGAAAUUCUAGGGUAUUUUAAUAAUGUCCUGAUUGUUUUUGUGGUUUCUCAUAUGCAAAUCCUCCAGGCAACAAGGACAUAAUUAUGGAAUUAAAAUCCUAACCCUGGCAUCCAAAAAGCUAACAAAGGAGCAAGUUAUCCUGUUUAUGUUAUAUAUUUCACAAUUCUGGAUAUAUGGUUCCCAGUCUAUCCCCACCUAAGGAUACCCAUUUAGUACUUUGCCUAGUAAAGCAUAUCACAAUUAAGGACCCACAAAAUGCUGUCUUGGAUUCUGGAAAAGUAAUAUUCUUUCCAAACAAUAUGAAAUUUAAAAAAUGAGAAAUUAAAUAGUAACAAAAACCUCCUGGUUAACGUUAAUUAUGUGGAAUUUUUCGUUAGUCAUGUGUUGAGAUUAUCAACUGUUUGGCUAUUGUUUUAGUACCAGUAAGUAGAGAUAAAGCCAGUUCAUUAAGUGACACUGCAAAUUUAACUACGUUGAUAACAAAUCAUCAAAAAAGUAUCUUUGGAUUACCUACACGCUUUUUAAAAAAUGAACUUGCAAGAUUGUUGCAAUUUUCCACCCACUGUGUACUUCUGCAAAGCAAUAAAGUAUGAUUUUACUCGAAAUCUAAAUCUCCAAUGUUCAAUAUUUUAUUACAAAUUGGGCAAGAUCUUUUUUCGAAUAGCAUGUUUGAUGGCACAAUAUGGCAGAACAGCAUAUUCAAUGGCACAAUUAGUAGUAAAAAAACAAACAGAAAACCAGUCUGACGUGCUUCCGGAAAACGUAAAAUAGACUGUAUAUACAGUAAUUCUUUUCAUAAGACAAUGAAAAAAUGUCAGAGUUGUAAUUGAGGACUUUAUUAACUGAACUAUACUUCUGAUUACAACAUUCUUUAUAUGUUAAUAGUUUCUCUGGAGAAAUUAGGGGCACAGGAAGUUCCUAUCAUUAAGGAUAUUAACAUAAAGCUUAAUAUGAAAAAUUAGCACUCAGUUCAUAAUACUCUAGGGACUUCAGAAAUGAAGAUUUGUAUGAUCUUUUUAUUUCUCACAACCCAGUAUUAAAACUGUCUAAUACCGCGAAGGAUGGUAGUGUUCCAUUUCGUUUUGCUAUUCAAUUAUUGCUGAUAGAUACAUGUUUUCAAAAAGGCCAUGGCCAUCUGUUUGCUUUCUCCUACUUCUCCAGAUGAAUAUACCCUUCAAUAUGUAGUAAAUACAUAUGUGGAGUUAUGUUUUGAGAUUUUUUUGAAGGAUUUGAACCAAACUGUUUAAACAGCUGGUAGCCUAAAACUCUGGAAUAUUUCCCACAAGGGAAAAAUAAUUAUUUGGGGAAUGCAUGUUACCACAAACUCAUUUGACUUGGAAAGUAGGCCUUUACACCAAAUCAAAUAACUGAACAAUGGGAUUAGAAACUUUAAUUAUUAUUGACCGCCGCCGCUGGGCGCCGUGGCUCACGCCUGUAAUUCCAGCACUUUGGAAGGCAGUGGCAGGUGGAUCGCUCGAGCCCAGGAGUUCAAGACCAACCUAGCAACAUGACAAACCCCGCCUCUAUAAAAGUAAGUAAAAAACAAAAAUCAUUAACCUUGAGUGAGUCAAGUCCAUCUGCAGACUGAAAAAAAUAAAGUGUAACAGAAUUUUGACUUAAAAAACGCUUUCAAAAAAGCAUUUCAAUAUGCUCUAUGUUUCAAAAAUACACUUAAAAAAUAUGUUUCCAACACAUUGAAGGGAUCUAACUAAGGCCCACAAUUACAGUUACGAUACAAACUGUCAGCUAAAAGGCAGCAACUUAAACUGAGACAGUUACUAACAUCCCUCGAGUAGCGUUUUUUGUUGCGAUUCGGCGCCGCACCCUUCACCCCGCCCUCCGGGGAGGAACCUAGAAAGGAAGGGUGGUACAUUUCUAAACCAGGCCACCCACACAUGAAUCAAGCGGCAUCACAGGCUGUCAACAACCAGGUCUCUAUUUUGUCUCCUCCUCAGGCGCCCCGCCCGUGCGGGACAUCAGCUCCGAGGGAGCGUCAAUCGCAGAUCGCCCAAGCGUUAAGAGGUGGCGAGAGGCCACCACGGUUGCCCAACAGUUGCGUUCCCAGGCUGCCUACUGUGACGCAGCAGCCCCCGCCCGGACCCUGAGGCCUGGCGCUCCGACUGAGCCGAGGCCUGUGCUACCCGACACUCCUUGCGACCCGGCCCCUUAGGCUUAUUCAGCGCGGACCUUCCCGGCUUCCCGAGUCCCAUCGCAGUCUCUCCCCACCCCGUUCCUCCCCGGUUCCUUGUCAGUCUCCGCCGCGAUGUCCUUGCGCAACCAUCCCAAGUGACAUUAGCGCCCAUACCCGCACGGAGCGAGCCUGAAGCUCCCACUUCCCGGAAUUCAACGCCGGGCCGCUAAAGGCGGGGACCCAAGCGAGGAUCAGCGGACUAAGGCCGCGACCAGAGCCGGCGGUCUCCGCGCAGAGUCCGGCGGCCUCCGCGCACCCAAGGUGCGCACUCCCAUUCGUGCGCGUGCGCGCACUCACCCCCCCCCCCGCCCCGCCCCAGCACCAAUCGCUUUUUUCCUACGCCCACGACUCUUCAACGUAGUCCCUCCCGCCGCCCGCGCGCGAGCAGAAAGGCUUCGCCGUGCGCGCGCCCGCCCGUUCACCGGCCCGCCUCGCGCUCUGUCGGGAAGGGGAGUGAACAGAGGCGCUUACGUCGCGCUGGAGGCGGAGGCGGAGGCGACGGCGACCUCGGUGGCGGCGGCGGCUACGACGGAGACGGUUGCGCUCGCUCGCUCUCUCGGCGUCAUGGCGGCUGCCGGGGGCAGAUAAGCGGAGGGAGCGGGAGCGCGCGCGCGACGGCGGCAGCGGCGGCGACGACUCGUUACUUAUAGCUCUUGCUGCCCUCGCCCUUGGUGCUUUAAUAAUGAAUUGUUAGCUCCACUCCGCAGGGGAUCGCGCGUUGGUGCUGCGGGCCGGGGCUUCCCCUUCCCCUCCGCGGCUGUCCCCUUCCCCCUCCCCCGCACGGACUCUUGCUUACCCUGAGACGCCGGAGCACUAGGACUCGGCGGCAGAGAUCCCGGGCCUGGGCGCGGGGGAGGCCGUCCACACGAGUCGGCUCCCUCCGCCCCGCCAAGCCCGCCGGUGAAUCAAAGGAGAGUCCCAGAAAACCUGUGACUGUUGAAGAAAAUUCAUCUGUGAAUUUUUAUAUUCAAGGAGUCAGUAUUUAUAUUCAUCUUUUAAACUGGGAAGAUUUAUAUUUUACUUUAAAACUUCUUGAUAAUAAUUUACAAUGAAUGGACACAGUGAUGAAGAAAGUGUUAGAAACAGUAGUGGAGAAUCAAGCCAGUCGGAUGAUGAUUCUGGGUCAGCUUCAGGCUCUGGAUCUGGUUCGAGUUCUGGAAGCAGUAGUGAUGGAAGCAGUAGCCAGUCAGGUAGCAGUGACUCUGACUCCGGAUCUGAAUCAGGCAGUCAGUCAGAGUCUGAGUCAGACACUUCCCGAGAAAACAAAGUUCAAGCAAAACCACCGAAAGUUGAUGGAGCUGAGUUUUGGAAAUCUAGUCCUAGUAUUCUGGCCGUUCAGAGAUCUGCAAUCCUCAAGAAGCAGCAACAGCAGCAGCAACAACAACAACAUCAAGCCUCAUCUAAUAGUGGAUCAGAAGAGGAUUCCUCUAGCAGUGAAGAUUCCGAUGACUCAUCAAGUGAAGUCAAAAGGAAAAAGCAUAAAGAUGAAGAUUGGCAAAUGUCUGGGUCAGGAUCUCCAUCUCAGUCUGGUUCAGAUUCAGAAUCUGAAGAAGAGAGAGAUAAAAGCAGUUGCGAUGAAACAGAAUCUGAUUAUGAGCCAAAAAACAAAGUCAAAAGCAGAAAACCUCAAAAUAGAUCUAAGUCAAAAAAUGGAAAGAAGAUUCUUGGACAAAAAAAGAGACAGCUUGAUUCAUCUGAGGAGGAUGAUGAUGAAGAAGAUUAUGAUAAUGAUAAAAGAAGUUCUCGUCGCCAAGCAACUGUUAAUGUUAGCUAUAAGGAGGAUGAAGAAAUGAAAACAGAUUCUGAUGACCUACUGGAAGUCUGUGGAGAGGAUGUUCCUCAACCUGAGGAAGAGGAAUUUGAAACCAUAGAAAGAUUUAUGGAUUGUCGGAUUGGGAGAAAAGGAGCUACUGGUGCUACUACAACCAUCUAUGCAGUUGAAGCAGAUGGUGACCCAAAUGCAGGCUUUGAAAAAAACAAAGAACCAGGAGAGAUUCAGUAUUUAAUUAAAUGGAAAGGAUGGUCCCAUAUCCACAACACUUGGGAGACAGAAGAAACCCUCAAGCAGCAGAAUGUUAGAGGAAUGAAAAAAUUGGAUAAUUAUAAGAAAAAAGAUCAGGAAACAAAAAGAUGGUUGAAAAAUGCCUCUCCAGAAGAUGUGGAAUAUUAUAAUUGCCAGCAAGAACUUACAGAUGAUCUACAUAAACAGUAUCAAAUAGUGGAACGUAUAAUUGCUCAUUCCAAUCAAAAGUCAGCAGCUGGUUAUCCUGAUUAUUACUGCAAAUGGCAGGGCCUUCCAUACUCAGAGUGCAGCUGGGAAGAUGGAGCUCUCAUUUCCAAAAAGUUUCAAGCAUGCAUUGAUGAGUAUUUUAGCAGGAACCAAUCAAAAACCACUCCUUUUAAAGAUUGCAAAGUAUUAAAACAAAGGCCAAGGUUUGUAGCCCUGAAGAAGCAGCCAUCCUAUAUUGGAGGACAUGAGGGCUUAGAAUUAAGAGAUUAUCAACUAAAUGGUUUAAAUUGGCUUGCUCAUUCUUGGUGCAAAGGAAAUAGUUGCAUACUCGCUGAUGAAAUGGGCCUUGGAAAAACAAUACAGACGAUCUCAUUUCUGAAUUAUUUGUUUCAUGAACAUCAAUUAUAUGGACCUUUUUUAUUGGUAGUACCGCUCUCCACUCUUACUUCCUGGCAAAGGGAAAUUCAGACAUGGGCUUCUCAAAUGAAUGCUGUGGUUUAUUUAGGUGAUAUUAACAGCAGAAACAUGAUAAGAACUCAUGAAUGGACACAUCAUCAGACCAAACGGUUAAAAUUUAAUAUACUGUUAACAACUUACGAAAUUUUAUUAAAGGAUAAGGCAUUCCUUGGAGGUCUAAAUUGGGCAUUUAUAGGUGUUGAUGAAGCACACCGAUUAAAGAAUGAUGACUCCCUUCUGUAUAAAACUUUAAUAGAUUUUAAAUCCAAUCAUCGUCUCCUUAUCACUGGAACUCCUCUACAGAAUUCCCUCAAAGAGCUCUGGUCUUUGCUACAUUUCAUUAUGCCAGAAAAGUUUUCUUCCUGGGAAGAUUUUGAAGAAGAACAUGGCAAAGGGAGAGAAUAUGGUUAUGCAAGCCUUCACAAGGAGCUUGAGCCAUUUCUGUUACGCCGAGUUAAGAAAGAUGUGGAAAAAUCUCUUCCUGCCAAGGUUGAGCAGAUUUUAAGAAUGGAAAUGAGUGCUUUACAGAAACAAUACUACAAAUGGAUUUUAACUAGGAAUUACAAGGCCCUCAGCAAAGGUUCCAAGGGCAGUACCUCAGGCUUUUUGAACAUUAUGAUGGAGCUAAAGAAAUGUUGUAACCAUUGCUACCUCAUUAAACCACCAGAUAAUAAUGAAUUCUAUAAUAAACAGGAGGCCUUACAACACUUAAUUCGUAGUAGCGGAAAAUUGAUUCUUCUUGACAAGCUAUUAAUUCGCCUAAGAGAACGAGGCAAUCGAGUUCUUAUUUUUUCACAAAUGGUGCGGAUGUUAGAUAUACUUGCAGAAUAUUUGAAAUAUCGUCAAUUCCCCUUUCAAAGAUUAGAUGGAUCAAUAAAAGGAGAACUGAGGAAACAAGCUCUAGAUCAUUUUAAUGCUGAGGGAUCAGAGGAUUUUUGCUUUUUGCUGUCCACAAGAGCUGGAGGUCUAGGGAUUAAUUUAGCCUCUGCUGACACUGUUGUUAUAUUUGAUUCCGAUUGGAAUCCACAGAAUGAUCUUCAGGCACAGGCUAGAGCCCAUCGAAUUGGGCAAAAGAAACAGGUGAAUAUUUAUCGUCUAGUUACAAAGGGAUCAGUUGAAGAAGAUAUUCUUGAAAGGGCCAAAAAGAAGAUGGUUUUAGAUCACCUUGUAAUUCAAAGAAUGGACACAACUGGGAAGACAGUACUACAUACAGGUUCUGCCCCAUCAAGUUCUACUCCUUUCAAUAAAGAAGAGUUAUCAGCCAUUUUAAAGUUUGGUGCUGAGGAACUUUUUAAGGAACCUGAAGGAGAAGAACAAGAGCCCCAGGAAAUGGAUAUAGAUGAAAUCUUGAAGAGAGCUGAAACUCAUGAAAAUGAACCAGGUCCUUUAACUGUAGGAGAUGAAUUACUUUCCCAGUUCAAGGUUGCCAACUUCUCAAAUAUGGAUGAGGAUGACAUUGAGUUGGAACCUGAAAGAAAUUCAAAGAAUUGGGAGGAAAUUAUUCCAGAAGAUCAAAGAAGACGAUUAGAAGAAGAAGAAAGACAGAAGGAACUUGAAGAAAUUUAUAUGCUCCCAAGAAUGAGAAAUUGUGCAAAACAGAUUAGUUUCAAUGGAAGUGAAGGGAGGCGCAGUAGAAGUAGGAGAUACUCUGGAUCUGACAGUGAUUCCAUCUCAGAAGGGAAAAGGCCAAAGAAACGUGGAAGACCACGGACUAUUCCUCGGGAGAAUAUUAAAGGAUUUAGUGAUGCAGAAAUUAGGCGGUUUAUCAAGAGCUAUAAGAAAUUUGGUGGUCCUCUGGAAAGAUUAGAUGCAAUUGCUCGAGAUGCUGAAUUAGUUGAUAAGUCGGAAACAGACCUUAGACGACUGGGAGAAUUGGUACAUAAUGGUUGCAUUAAAGCUUUAAAGGAUAGUUCUUCAGGAACAGAACGAACAGGUGGUAGACUCGGAAAAGUGAAGGGUCCAACAUUCCGAAUAUCAGGAGUACAGGUGAAUGCCAAGCUAGUCAUCUCCCAUGAAGAAGAAUUAAUACCUUUGCACAAAUCCAUUCCGUCUGAUCCAGAAGAAAGAAAGCAGUAUACUAUCCCAUGCCACACAAAGGCAGCUCAUUUUGAUAUAGACUGGGGCAAAGAAGAUGAUUCCAAUUUGUUAAUUGGCAUCUAUGAAUAUGGAUAUGGAAGCUGGGAAAUGAUUAAAAUGGAUCCUGACCUCAGUCUAACACACAAGAUUCUUCCAGAUGAUCCUGAUAAAAAACCACAAGCAAAACAGUUGCAGACCCGUGCAGACUACCUCAUCAAAUUACUUAGUAGAGAUCUUGCAAAAAAAGAAGCUCUUUCUGGUGCGGGAAGUUCAAAGAGGAGAAAAGCAAGAGCUAAGAAGAAUAAAGCAAUGAAGUCUAUAAAAGUGAAAGAGGAGAUAAAGAGUGAUUCUUCUCCUCUGCCUUCAGAGAAGUCUGAUGAAGAUGAUGAUAAAGAUGAGAUCAGUUCUGUGAAACAUCCAAAUAAAAAAAUUAAAACAGAAAGAGACAGUGAAGAAAAACCUGAGCCAGAUGUUUAUAUAAAGAAGGAACCAGAAGAAAAGAGGGAAGCAAAAGAAAAGGAGAAUAAAAAAGAACUUAAAAGGGAGAUAAAAGAAAAAGAGGAUAAGAAAGAUAUAAAGGAAAAAGAUUAUAAAGAAAAAAGAGAAAACAAAGUAAAAGAAGCUAUACAGAAAGAAAAAGACAUAAAGGAAGAAAAGUUGAGUGAAUCCAAGUCUGAUGGUAGGGAAAGAUCCAAGAAAUCUUCAGUGUCAGAUGCUCCAGUUCAUAUCACGGCAAGUGGUGAACCAGUUCCCAUUUCUGAAGAAUCUGAAGAGCUGGAUCAGAAGACAUUCAGCAUUUGUAAAGAAAGAAUGAGGCCUGUUAAAGCAGCUUUGAAACAACUUGAUAGGCCUGAGAAAGGCCUUUCAGAAAGAGAACAACUAGAACAUACUAGACAAUGUUUAAUAAAAAUUGGAGACCAUAUCACAGAAUGUCUAAAAGAGUAUACAAAUCCUGAACAAAUUAAGCAAUGGAGAAAAAACCUGUGGAUUUUUGUCUCUAAGUUUACUGAAUUUGAUGCAAGAAAAUUACAUAAAUUAUAUAAGCAUGCUAUUAAAAAACGGCAGGAAUCUCAGCAAAACAAUGAUCAAAACAGCAACUUGAAUCCUCACAUGAUUAGAAAUCCAGAUGUGGAAAGAUUAAAAGAGAAUACAAAUCACGAUGAUAGCAGCAGGGACAGUUAUUCCUCUGAUAGACACUUAACUCAGUACCAUGAUCAUCAUAAAGACCGACAUCAGGGAGAUUCUUACAAAAAAAGUGAUUCCAGGAAAAGACCCUAUUCUUCUUUUAGUAAUGGUAAAGACCAUCGUGAUUGGGAUCACUACAAGCAAGACAGCAGAUAUUACAGUGACAGAGAGAAACACAGAAAACUGGAUGAUCACAGGAGUAGAGAUCACAGGUCAAAUUUGGAAGGAAGUUUAAAAGAUAGAUCUCAUUCUGAUCAUCGUUCUCACUCAGAUCAUCGGUUACAUUCAGACCACCGGUCAAGUUCUGAAUAUACGCACCAUAAAUCUUCCAGGGAUUAUAGGUAUCACUCAGACUGGCAAAUGGACCACAGAGCUUCCAGCAGUGGCCCUAGGUCACCACUAGAUCAGAGAUCUCCUUAUGGCUCCAGAUCUCCAUUUGAACAUUCAGUUGAACACAAAAGUACACCGGAGCAUACCUGGAGUAGUCGGAAAACAUAACAAAAACUGAUACUUUGUUUUUCUGGACUUUUCUUUUAGCCAUAUAUCAUAAACCAACACAGUAAUUGCCUUACAUGACUUGAAAGAUAUAAACAGAUCUUCUAUCAGUAGCAGUAUUGUUACUUCUUUCCAGGAUGCAAGGUCUAUUAUCCCAACAGAAGAGAAAAUAUUUUUAUAUUUAAGGAUUAUGCUGCACUGUACUACAAAACUGUAGUACGUUUUUUUGUUUUCUUUUUUAAAGAAAUGGAAAAUGUUUACUAUUACAGGGACCUCAACACUGCCCUCCCAUACAGGCUGGAUAAAACUGUUUUUAAGUCAGUGAUUUUAGACUGACCUCCAUUUAAAUUAUGUUUAUAUAUGAACUUUACUCUGACCUGUGAUCAUGUUUCAGGAAGGAAUGAAAGAGAGUUCUUUCUUAAUAAAGAAAAACACUCAAGGACUUUGUUCAUUUCCAAAGCUACUUGUUUACAUUGUACACUGCGACCACCUUGCCGCUUUUCAUCACAAGCUUGAAUAUUUAAAUUCUGUACUUAUAUCUGUAAAAUAGCCAGGAAUUUCCUGUUUGUGAUCUAUUAUGCCUUUUUACAAAAAAAAAAAAAAUGGCUGUAAAUUAUUGUAAAUAUUAAAGGAACUUUCCUUACUUCCUUCCCUUU
Molecule: messenger RNA, 9355 nt
Organism: Nomascus leucogenys (northern white-cheeked gibbon)
Lineage: Eukaryota; Metazoa; Chordata; Mammalia; Primates; Hylobatidae
Gene: CHD1
Product: chromodomain helicase DNA binding protein 1
Biological process (GO): nucleosome organization; regulation of transcription by RNA polymerase II
Cellular component (GO): chromatin; nucleus
Molecular function (GO): ATP-dependent chromatin remodeler activity; histone binding; DNA binding
Source: RefSeq, a predicted model, not a curated record